CGUGCCUUCGUGCUGUUUUCAUUGUUUUUUCACCAGAACAGAAAGAUGUCUGAAGAGGAAGCCGUGCAAACUUCUGUGGGUAUUUUGCAAGAAAUUUACACGUCUCCGCUCAACCUGAGCCUGCUGUGUUUAUGUCUCUUCUUGUUGUAUAAGAUAAUUCGCGGGGAUAAACCUCCGGAUACGGGGAAAGAGGAAGAACAGCUUCCGAAAUUAAAAAAGAAAGAUUUCACCCUGGCCGAGCUGAAGGAAUACGAUGGAGAGAAAAACCCGAGGAUCCUCAUAGCUAUCAACGGCAAAGUAUUCGACGUGACCAGGGGAAAGAAAUUCUACGGGCCAGAGGGCCCGUACGGUGUGUUUGCUGGCAGGGAUGCUUCCAGAGGCCUCGCUACCUUCUGUCUGGAGAAGGAGGCUCUGAAGGACGAGCAUGAUGAUCUGUCUGACCUCAGCGCUAUGCAGCAGGAGAGCCUGGGAGAGUGGGAGAUGCAGUUCACUGUUAAGUACGACUACGUCGGAAAGCUGUUGAAACCCGGCGAGGAGCCGACAGAAUAUACAGACGACGAGGAUCCGAAGGAUGCGAAGGAGAAAAAGACAGAAUAAAAAUCUGCAGCUUUUAAUACACAUUUAGAACAGAACUCAAAGCCUUCAUUACUACCUGUUGUUAAUUCGGUAUGUUUUUGGAUGCUGUUUAUAUUUUGUGUUUCAUAGUGUUUUUCUUGGAGGGGUGGGAGUAUAGUUUAUUGUAGAAUUGAAGCUAUAAGGGGUGUGUCACUGAUUACCACUCGGAUCGCAUUAUGUGUGAAUGAUGACCGUAUAGAAGUAAUGCAUAUAACACUAAACAGAUGUGUGUAGUUCAUUCUAUUCUUCUAGGCUAUGAAUAAGACAAGCAAACUUUUUUAAUUUUGUAAAUUUUGAUUUUUCAACUGGAUUUUCCGUUGUUGGAGCUCCAUUACCGUAGACCCAUUUUUCUUCAGUUUUCAGUUAAAAAAGGAAAAGAGUUUGGUUUGACUGGCAGAAAACUGCUUUUAUCAUGAAUUUGCUAACCAGGUGUGUGCUGCUGAAACAAAAAGUAAUCUGCAGGUGCAACUAAUAAGCAUUUGAAUACUGAUUCCCAGCCCGCUGCAGAAUAGGGACCACAUUGGUGUUCAGGUUUGUCCUGUGAAUCAAUACCAGCAUGGGACCAACAUCUAAACCUGUGCUUCAGACUGAUCUAAUUUGAAAGCUCUUGCUUGUUAUUUCUUAAUUCAAUUUGUCCACCAAUUUAAAUAAAAUAUCCUGCUUUUGUUUUA
Molecule: messenger RNA, 1286 nt
Organism: Polyodon spathula (Mississippi paddlefish)
Lineage: Eukaryota; Metazoa; Chordata; Actinopteri; Acipenseriformes; Polyodontidae
Product: membrane-associated progesterone receptor component 1-like
Exons: 3
Coding region: 46-597 (183 amino acids)
Cellular component (GO): membrane; endomembrane system
Source: RefSeq, a predicted model, not a curated record